GCUAUGAACAUUUAUUUUGAUGUUUGGAGUUUUUUUUUUCCUUCAUGAGAAGAAAACUACUGAAACAUAGAAGUGCUUGGAAUGAAGAUUCCCAUGCCCAAAAGUGGGGACAGUGGCAUCCGUGAUAUCCAAAAGUGGGCAGUGUGCUAUCCGUGGGGAUUUUUCUUGUCCUUUUCCACGUGGGUUGAAGAAAGUGGCUGUGUGAGGCUUUGGAAGGGGCUGUGUGUGUCAGCACUGUGAGAUGGAGCAGCCUGGUGAGUGAGUUGGGAAAGGAGCCCCUGCAGUUCUGGGGUGGAACCGGAAAAUAUUUUCAGGAGUAGGGUAAGAAGUCUAGGAAGAACUUGGUGAACAAGGAGCAGAGUCUCAGCAAGAGGAAUUUCAAAGUUCUGAACGCUGAUGCUCCUCUGUGCAGGCUUCUGUGUGCUGAGGGCCUUUAUUAAGCCAAGUCCUGUUUUCACUCUGUGAUGAGGACGGCCCUGAGAAUGUGUAGCUCCAGCUGUGUUGUAAGGCAGCGCAGCUGAAGUAAAGCAAGGUGAGGUAGCAGGAUGCUUUGGCCUGCUGAGCUGAGAUAUGCUGCACCAACGCAUCUUUGGAGCUGAGUGUGAAUUUUGUUGUUUGUAGGUCAUGCAUGCACAAGCGUGAGUUGCGCUGCAGACUGUCACAGCAGACAUGCAAAGAAGAGCAUACCCAAACCACAGCUCUCUCCCCUCCACCUCCACAAAGCCCAUCCCCCAAACAGAUUUUGGUUUUUGAGAGGCAGAUUUGAGAGAGUCAUGGAAGGCUUGCUGCUUUUUCAGGAUUUUGCUUAUGGGAUGGGAGGGCAGGGAAAAGCAGAGUGGUUUUGCAUCAGCAGCCGUGAGCAGUGAGGCCGUGCUCUGCCUGAAAAGCCUUUGGGACUGUUUCGCAGUCUAGAACAGACCCCAAAGCUGUGGUUUUCUGCCCUGUGGUGCUGCACGGAAUGGGAUGGCAGCACAGGCACAGUGUCAGAUAUUCACCUUACAUAUUUAUCACCUCUCCUGGGGCUGCUGCUGGGAGUGUAUCUCUGGUACUUCAUCUAUCUCAGGGUUUGCUGAAGCUGAUCCAGAGGGCCUCUGAUUUUCACAGUGGAGGAAAAAUGAGAGAAAUUAAUGAGACUUGGAUAUGAUUCAUUUCUUGUUUCAUUUAUUCCUACAGCAAAAAUGCCUGUAUUGAAAAAUGAAUGCUGUUAACUGGUACUGCUUGCCUUCCUGUGAUCUGUGUGAACACUGGCAGCACAUCCCUGCCCGUGGCAGUCAGUUCUUCCUUGGGUUGUGGCAUGUCUGUGCCUUGGGGAAAGGGGCCAUCAGUGGUACUGGGAGAUGUGCAGCAGGACAAACAGCACAGUGACCAACCUCAGCACUGCCUGGGCAGACCCAAAAGGCUCCAGCACAAGCUUUCAACAUGUGUGGUGUUCUGAAGCAAGGAGGUUAUCUCUAGGAAAAUGUGAUUUUAGAAUCUGUAUCUGAACUUCCCCAAGUUUACAGGAAAAAAAAAAUAUCCCAUUGUUUUCUAAGCAGUGAAUGUUUGUGAAUGUCUCAAUUUUGGCAGCACGGAGUCAACCCCCCAAACCACCAGAAAGCUGUAUUGGUUAAGGGGAAAUGCAGAGAUGUUCAGGCUGAGCCCUCCCCCCAUCUUUCACUCUUCCUUUCCAGGGCUCAGAGCGGUCUCAAACCAGAGACACGUGUGACAGCUGUGCUUCACUGAGUUGUAGGUUCCCAGCAGGGAUAGGGCUAACUUUGAGAAGGCAAACAUCCACCAGAGAUCACAUCCCUCCCCGAAGGACUGGAGGAAACCUUCUGCAGGCCUUGGGGUGCAGCUGCAAGCAGUUGGUGUCCCGCACGCGUUACCUCUGCUGUUCUCUUUGAGAGAAGAUGAAGGUGCUGCUGGGCCUGGCUCUGGUGCUGACAUUACUGGGUAAGCUGUAAGUCUUUCUGGUGCCUUUAUCCUUGCCUUUAGCAGAAGACCCUUUGCUUUCUCUUUUCUGCUGUGAGAGCCACUCGGAGGCUUGUAGGCACGCAGGGCUGGGAGUGUUGAGAAUGCCAGUAACUCCUCUAGCAUCUGUGUGCUGCAUGAUCCCUUCCUGCACACACAUAGGCUUGGAAUUGUCACAGCAUCCUGUUGGAGGCCUGUACUUACUGUACCAGGCUCCAAGGCUUUGGAAGAUGUAGAAAAGCUUUACCACAACUAAACACAGGGUAAGGCUUCCAAGCUAUUGAUUUUUGGCUCUGCUUAAGGCAACUGGCCUCCUUGGUCUCCUCAGCUGACAUACUCUUCGUGUUUGCCUCCACAGCUGGUCAAGCCCAAAAGAAACCUGUUUGGGAAGCUGUAGCACUUUGCAUUCAUUACUUACAGGGCAUCAGACAAGUGCUUGGUGCCUUGCCAGGGCCCAGCCCUUGGUAGUUGUGGAAGGGCUGAGCAGGGCAGCUCAAGUGCUGGGAAAAAUGUCCCUGCCCAAGCAGCUCGCUCUGAAUCAGCUCACCUGGCCCUGACACGCAGUGCUGGGCACUCCAUUCUCCUGGCUACGAUCUGUUGAUGCUUCUCUCCGUUCCUUGCAGUUGGCAGUGCUUCCGUGCUGUGCUGCUCCCCAUGGCUCUGCUCUGUGCUGCCUUUCAGCCAAGCAGGUGCCUCUCUUUGCCAUUUUGGUCUCACAGAUUUCAGGAGAUGGAGGCUUUAUCUGGAGAAACCUCAGGGGUGUUCUCUGCCCUGCGUGUCUCCCGUUCUGUGCUUUGUGGCCCCCUAUGGCAGCAGUGCUGGUCUUGGUCAGCUCCGUGUUUUCACCUCCCCUGUUUGUUUUGGCUUUGUUUUGCACUGCUCCACUUCUCGAGAAACCCGCAGAGGUGGUUAUGUGGUUGGACACGUCCGAGCUCAGCCAGGAGCCUGUGAGCAAGCGGACAGGAAGCCAGAUGGGCAGGUUGUGAAAGGAGGAACCGAGACUGAUGCACAGGGGCCGAGUUGCCUCUGGCCAGCUGCAAAUGAAUGACACUGGUCCUCCCAGCCCGUGACUCACACGAGCCACAGUGCAGGAGCUGCAGCCUUCAGCCCUGAGACACAGAGGGCUGAGCGCUGAGGCCCCAGGUGUCUUCCCCACUCCCCUUCCAUGCGGCUUUUUCAGUGAGUGCAGCAGCCCUCGGUGUCUGGCGCCCAGGAGGAUGUGCUGCCUCGCAUCCCCGGCUUGCCGAAAGCAGGGCUCAGGGAGAGGCUUUGUCUGCAGGGCCUCCCCGCCGCUCCCCGGACUGCUCGGCGCCUUUAGGCUCAUCCAGAGAGGAGACAUCUAUGGGGACAGGCAGGCUGCACUCGGCCAGCCUCAUCCUGCUGUCCUUGUGCCUGGCAGGGAGGAGCAGCAGCUUGACUGGAUGGGUGUUCACAGAGCCCUGGCUCCAUGCUAGUGCUGGGGAUUCCGUCCUGCUGCGCUGCCUCUUCCAAGACCCAGAGGCCACGGGCUGGACGGUGACCAAAGUGGACUGGCUGCGUGUGCCAGUGGCUGGCAAACAGAAGGAGGAGAUGGUAUUUUAUUACUACAGCAACUCUAGCGUCCCUGUGGGCCGUUUCCAAGACCGGGUGCGGUGGCAGGGGGACGUCUCGUGCUGGGAUGGCUCUAUCCAGCUGCAGGACGUGCAGGUGAAUGACAGUGGCAGGUACACGUGUGAGAUCCGUCUGUUUCAGCACGGCAGCAUCUUCAAGAACCACACGAUGCUGCGUGUCAGCCCUGCAACACAGAGAGAUAGAGGAGCAGAAAGCACCCAAGUCCUGGGGCGCACUGGAGUUUGGGCUGUGACCGUGUGCUGCAGCGCCGUGGCCGUGGUGCUGGCUUUCCUGGCAGGACUCAACCUGAGGAAGAGGUCUGCAGCCACCACGGCCCUGGAGAGAGCUGGAAAUGAUGGCAGCAAGGACAAAGCCAAGGAAGGGCUUUACUCUUCGAUCCCUGAAUCUGAGGUGCCUAAGGCCGAUCAGGAUGCAGGGAAGAAGAGGAGAGCUGAGGAGACCUACAUCACCAUGCAUCCCUCCAUCCUCCAUGAGAAUGGCAUCUACGUGGAGCUGGCCAGGGGGGUGAUCCCAGCAGAGUGGAUGGCAGAAGGCAGACAGGAUGGUGGGCACAGCGAGCAGCCCUACAGCCACCCCCAGCAGGAACUUCCUCGUGUCCCAGAGAGGGGGAAAUAGCCACACUGGGGCUGUAAACCCCUUAGCCAGCAGCUACAUGAGAGACUUCUUUGCUCCUUCAGCUAGUCCCUGUUAAGCUGCUGUCAGCCCUUCACUGAUAUCUCCAUCCUGAACUGCUGCUGGGACAUGGCUUACCUGGCAUCUGCAAGGUGACCUGGGGAGGUGUCCCCUUUGGAUCCCUCCUCCCUGGUCCUCAGAAAGGGAUGCAGAGGGCAUAGUCCCCACUUCCCAGCACUUUUUCCCCCGACCAGCUCCAGGACUGGAAAUAAUGAGGAGAGCCUGGCCA
Molecule: messenger RNA, 4462 nt
Organism: Centrocercus urophasianus (Greater sage-grouse)
Lineage: Eukaryota; Metazoa; Chordata; Aves; Galliformes; Phasianidae
Product: junctional adhesion molecule-like
Exons: 6
Coding region: 3292-4176 (294 amino acids)
Cellular component (GO): membrane
Source: RefSeq, a predicted model, not a curated record